Schistocerca nitens (vagrant locust) is the source of this 1300-nucleotide messenger RNA. RefSeq names its product thiamin pyrophosphokinase 1. The record is from RefSeq and is a predicted model, not a curated record. Gene Ontology annotation, molecular function: thiamine diphosphokinase activity; thiamine binding; ATP binding. Bases 304 to 1086 code for a protein of 260 amino acids. NCBI's taxonomy places the organism in Eukaryota, Metazoa, Arthropoda, Insecta, Orthoptera, Acrididae. The transcript has 4 exons. Gene Ontology annotation, biological process: thiamine metabolic process; thiamine diphosphate biosynthetic process.
CCAUUGAUCAUAAAUGCGGUCUUUCAAGAGCAUGGUAGCUCAAUGUGACUUGCGUAGACGGCGUGUUGUUUGUAGCGUUUAGUUCUUAAAAAGUAUGUUUUCCUUGUUGUCAACUUAAUCUGAACCUGUGAUAAGUAUUCGUGUCAUAUGGCGCAUCAGUGUUUCAUGACAACAAAACGCAGCUGCUGUAAAGAAAUUAUUCUGAGAUAGUAGAUGACCCAGAAAAGCCAAGUUUUCAUUUUUCUAUUUGAUCGUAAAAUAUACAAUGUGUGAAUCAAGUAGCAGCUCAAACAACAGUGUAACAUGAAUGUGACUGACUUGGAACACAGUGUGCAUCGAUGGGAUACAUUGAAAAUAUUGACACCAGACAGAAGUAAAUUUAGCUAUGUUGUUAUGAUUUUAAAUCAGCCUAUAAGACACAGUCGUGCAGCUAUGCUUUCUCUGUGGCAGAACGCAUCUUUGAGGAUUACGGUUGAUGGAGGAACCAACCGUUGGUUUAAGUUCAGUGAAGAAGAAAGCUGUUCAUUGCCUGAUUUCAUAACAGGAGAUUUAGAUUCUGUGGAGGAAUGUGUUCUUGACUAUUACAAGAAGAGAGGGGUUCCUGUUGUUGUCACUCCGGAUCAGAAUAAAACUGAUUUUACAAAAGCUGCUUUGUUUGCUGUUGAGCAUCUUGACAAGGUGAAAAUUAAGGUGGAUGCCCUUGUAGCUGUGGUUCAAUCUGCAGGAAGAAUGGACCAUAUAUUUGCCAACAUAAAUACUCUCUUCAAGAUGACACAUGUGGAAGGUGCUAUGCCAGUCUACCUUCUGUCGUCAGACUCCCUGACAUGGUUGCUGAGGCCAGGUUCGCAUGAAAUUUCUCUCCCACCUGAUCUCGUUGCUGAAAAAGUGUGGUGUGGCAUAAUCCCUAUUGGUGGAAAGGCCAAUUCUGUCACUACUACGGGACUGAAAUGGAACCUAAAUGAUACCCCCAUGGAAUUUGGAGGUUGUGUAAGCACAUCAAACAAAUACUGUGAAGAAGUUGUUACUAUUAAAACUGAUUCUUUCCUCUUGUGGACAAUGGGUUUGCAAAAAGAUGAUGUCAGUUGACGCUGUCACUGGGCUUUUUGCACUCCUUAAACUGAAAUGAUAAAGGUAAAGGUUUUCUUUUCAAAUGACAUAGUAUAUUUUGUACUUGGGAAGUACAGUAGUUGUAAGCCAUAUAUAGUUUGUGGCUCUUCUAUAAUUUGGGAAUGUUAAUAUAAGGAUGUUUAUACUUGAGAUGUUGAAUUAUAAAAUAAACAAAAAUGUUAUUGAUUUGUUA